UCAGCUCCCUUAUCUCCCUUUGUCAACUAAUAACCAAAAGCCAUGAGCAUGAUCCAAGACUGGCCUGAGCCUAUAGUCCGUGUCCAAUCCUUAUCUGAAAGCAACCUCCGAGCCAUACCAAACCGUUAUGUCAAGCCUCUAUCUCAGCGUCCAAACAUAACCUCUCACAACAAAAUCAACCCUCACACGGCCACCACCAUUCCCAUCAUUGACUUAGGUGGCUUAUACACAGACGACAUAACUCGUCAAGCCAAAACGCUUGAUAAUAUCUCAGAAGCUUGUAGAGAAAGGGGAUUUUUCCAAGUGGUGAACCACGGAAUGAAUCCGCAGCUCAUGGACCAAGCUAAAGCAACAUGGAGAGAGUUCUUUCAUCUUCCCAUGGAGCUAAAAAAUAUGCAUGCUAAUUCGCCCAAGACUUACGAGGGAUAUGGAAGCCGACUAGGCGUAGAAAAGGGUGCUAUUCUUGAUUGGAGCGAUUACUAUUUUCUUCACUACCAACCUUCGUCUUUGAAGGAUUACACCAAGUGGCCUUCCUUGCCUCUUCAUUGCCGGGAUAUAUUGGAGGAUUACUGCAAGGAACUUGUGAAAUUGUGCGAGGAAUUGAUGAAGAUAUUAUCGAGAAACUUGGGAUUGCGAGAGGACAGGCUUCAAAUUGCGUUUGGUGGUAAAGAGGAAUCAGGAGGAUGUUUAAGGGUUAAUUAUUACCCAAAAUGCCCUCAGCCGGAGUUAGCUCUUGGUCUCUCUCCGCACUCUGAUCCCGGCGGAUUGACCAUUCUCUUGCCGGAUGAACAAGCCGCCAGUCUUCAGGUUCGUGGAUCCGACGACGCAUGGAUCACAGUCGAACCAGCUCCCAAUGCUUUCAUCGUUAACAUUGGUGACCAAAUUCAGUUGUUAGUUUUGAUAAAGCACGUGCAUGCAUCUUUCUUCUUCUUCUUCUUCGUUGUAUUUUCUUUUUAGAAAAAAAGGUAAAAGGGUUUUGGAAAGAAAAUAUAAAGUUGAUUGGAAAUAAAUCUACAAUAAGGUAUUGGUGAAACCACGUCGCCAUAUUCACUUCCGUUCUUUAAUUCGACAUGUGCCUCUACUAAAGGAAAAAGAAAAGGUCCAACAAAACCAAAGGGAACAGGAAGAAACAAUUUCAACGUCUAAGACAAAGCUCACACAUUGUUUACAUGUUUCAAACGUGCUAUAACCAUAACCGCCGACCUAGUCAAACAAGAAUCAUUUUGAUGUUAUAUUUUUAGCCACUUAUUACUUUAUUUGCUUUGUUAGAGUAAAAUCCUAUUAUACGGCCUAUUUAUCAUUUAACGAACGUUGAACAUUUUGGUUUUGGUUAGAUGCUGAGCAAUUCAAUAUACAACAGCGUAGAACACAGAGUGAUCGUGAACCCUGCAAAUGAGAGGUUGUCGUUGGCGUUCUUCUA
Messenger RNA from Camelina sativa (false flax), 1420 nucleotides. Its product is annotated as jasmonate-induced oxygenase 3. The record is from RefSeq and is a predicted model, not a curated record. Lineage: Eukaryota; Viridiplantae; Streptophyta; Magnoliopsida; Brassicales; Brassicaceae.